AUGGACCUUCAAAAAUUUAUACGAGAGAGGGGACAAUUACGUCGUAUUUUUAAUAGACACGCAGAGACAGAAUACAAGCUUACAGAAGUCGAUAUAACGUUUUUAGAAGCAAAAAUAAAUGCAAUAAUAAUUUUAGACAAAAAAAUUCAAGAAAUAUUAUUGCAUGACGUCAACUAUGACGAAGAGCAACUAACAAAAGAAUUCGACGAAUGUCAAGAAGUUGAGAAAAAAUGGCUGGAAAUCAAAGUUAGAAAUAGACCAGGCACCAUUAAACAAGAAUGCGUACAAUUACCAUUGCACCUACCGAAGAUGGAUGUAAGAAAAUUUGACGACAAUCCAAAGUCUUGGAUUCCGUUUUGGACGCAAUACGAAAAAAUUCAUACGGACGCAAGACUACGGGAUGAAGAUAAAUUUUCAUAUCUACUUAGUUGUAUGGCGGAUAAUUCUAAAGCAAGAACUUUAGUAGAGAGCUAUCCACCAACAAAGGAUAAUUACGAAAAAAUCAUAGAUAUGUUAAAAAGGCGUUUUGCCAAAGACGAAGUUUUGAUCGAAAUAUAUGUACGCGAGAUUUUGGGGAUAAUUUUGUCAAGAAAUAAUUUAGAAAUUACAGAUAUUUUUGAUAAAGUUUCUGUUAACUUACAAAUUUUAGAGUCAUUAGGCAUUGGUAGAGAUCGAUACGAAUGCAUUCUGCUGCCCUUGAUUGAGUCAGCAUUGCCAGAUGCUAUUUUAGUAGAAUGGGCAAAAAUACCAACGAAAAAAGAGUCAAAACUUCAUCAAUUAAUUUUGUUCUUAGAAAACCAAGUAGAGGCAUAUUCCAGAUGUAAUCUUGCUAAGUCUUUGUUUACAUACAACACUUCAAAAGAUGACAUACCAACAACGUCGUGUUUUGCGACAAAGCAAGACGACAGAUCUAACAAGGAAAAAGAAGGUAAGGUGAUCAUUUGUUUUUUCUGUGAUAAAGGUCAUAACACACUUGAGUGCAGUAAGGCUGACAGAUUGUCGCUCGAUGAGAAGAAAGAGGCAAUCAAGAAAAAAGGUGGGUGUUACAUAUGUUUAAAGAAAGGACAUCUCGCCAAAUAUUGUAAAACGUUUAUAAGAUGUAUGUGUUGUAGUAAGAGGCAUGUAGUUAUCUUGUGUCCAAGGCUCCACACACAGCCGAAGACCGGUGAACAACAAGAAGAACAAAAACGUUGCGUGAACGACGAUGAAGUUAACAAUAACUUUACAAGCAAUAACACAACAACCUUGUUACAGACAUUAGUGGUUAAAAUUUCAACUGGUGGACAAGAGAAGAAAGUAAGAGUACUUCUAGAUUGUGGUUCGCAGAGAACGUACAUAAAAAGGGAGUUGGCAGAAGACCUUGGCCUACAGGUGACAGGUAGCGAAAACCUUCGACAUUCACUAUUCAGCGGUGUAAAGAAACCGGCACAAAUACAUAGAGUAUUCAAGUUCAAGGUAAGUAGUUUAGAUGAGAAGUAUUGUACUACUAUGACUGCUUUAGAACAAGAGGUGCUUUGCGGAAACUUACCCAGAGUACAAGAUCCAUAUCUAAUAAAUAGGUUGAAGAAGUAUCAAAUCAAGUUAACAGAUGUGGAAGAGGAUAUCAGUCAGAUUAGUAUAUUAAUUGGUGCGGAUCAGUUGGGUUCAAUUGUUAAGGAAAACUAUUUCCGUUUAGAUGCAAAUUUGGUAGCAAUACCAACAAAGUUUGGUUGGACAUUACAAGGUCCAGUUCAAG
Molecule: messenger RNA, 1735 nt
Organism: Papilio polytes (common Mormon)
Lineage: Eukaryota; Metazoa; Arthropoda; Insecta; Lepidoptera; Papilionidae
Exons: 1
Molecular function (GO): zinc ion binding; nucleic acid binding
Source: RefSeq, a predicted model, not a curated record